Lindgomyces ingoldianus is the source of this 573-nucleotide messenger RNA. RefSeq lists its product as uncharacterized. The transcript has 3 exons. The record is from RefSeq and is a predicted model, not a curated record. Lineage: Eukaryota; Fungi; Ascomycota; Dothideomycetes; Pleosporales; Lindgomycetaceae. The coding region runs from base 1 to 573 and encodes 190 amino acids.
AUGUCCGGCAACGACACCAACGGCGCUACGCCCAUGACCUCAAGCCAGUUCACGGAGCGUGAAAUCCAGAUCCUCGGUUGGGCCAUGCAGUCGCUCAAGUCGGGGCCUCCCGAUAUUGAUUACGAGAGGCUUGCCGGUUUCGCCGGUAUGAGCAACACGCGCUCUGCCUCCAAUGCUUGGUCCAAGAUCAAGAACAAGCUCAUGGUUGGUGAAGUCACCGUCUUAGCCAAACCCGCUGCAAAAGGUGUUGCGAAGAAGAAGGGCACGGCCAAGACCAAGUCCGAGGCAGUCGGUGAGGACGAUGGUGACGCCAACUGUGCCGUCGAUGAGCUUCCUAAGACCCCCAAAAAGACUCCCCGCAAGCGUACUGCGAAGAAGCAAGAAGUCGACGGCGACGCGGGCUCACCUUCACCAAAGAAGAAGGGACGCCCGGCCAAAGGCAAGAAGGCUGCCGAGGAGGCCGAGGUUGGUGAGGAGGCCGAUGACGGCCAAGAUCUCCGACUCACUACUGACAAUGCCGCCAAUGGUGAUGCCAUUGACGACGCCGAGAAACCUACUGAGAAGGAGACGUAA